Messenger RNA from Paralichthys olivaceus (Japanese flounder), 1264 nucleotides. The record is from RefSeq and is a predicted model, not a curated record. Lineage: Eukaryota; Metazoa; Chordata; Actinopteri; Pleuronectiformes; Paralichthyidae.
GUCCGAGUAGAGCGUCUCACAGCUCCAGUGAGAGUCUCAGCAUCUCCUCCAGGUUCCUCUCCCAGAAUUCAGCUGGAAGUCGGGCUUUGUUUCCUCUCCCAUCUCGGACCAGUGGGGGAGGAGGAGGGGAGGUGAAGGGCCGUCCUCUGGUCUCUGAAGUCCGACCUCUGAUGGAUCCUUGUCAGAACAGUAUCCAGGACAGGAAGGUAUUGGGGAACCAGGACCAAACCCAGAAAGAGAACCAGGACCAGACUUCAACACCUCAGGACCAUGUCCAGUCUCAGAACCAGAUCCACCAGAGACCAGAUCAGCUCCAAAACCAGGUUCAAGAGGAAGAGGAGAACUCAGUGGUGCUGCAGGCGCCUCUGAGGAACAAUGUUCAGACUGAGACCAAGAGGAACCCGGACCUGACGGCCCGGACCAAUGCCUCACAUCUGACCUGGAGCUGUGGCCUCCGGAAAGUCCAGUCAGUCCAGAGCCUGCUCAGCGACACAGGUGAUACCUCUUGUCCUGGAGACAUCCCCCCUCAGCGACCCACCACCCUUCCCUCCACCCCCAGACGUCCCCCAUCAUCGUCAUCCCUCCCCCACCAGAGACCCAGCCCCUCCUCCCCCAUUGCAUCGUCUGCUGCCACCACAGUGAGAAAGUCUUCAUCCUCCUCGUCCUCAGCUCCAUCUGCACCACGCUCCUACAUGAGUCCCACCGCCAGCUCCAUGGCCAAGAUGUCCCGCUCCAUCUCUGUGGGCGACGGCCUCAAUGUCCCCGAACCCACCGAGGACGGUGUGCCGACGUCGUCAGUGGUAACCCCUUCCUCUCAGGUUAGAGAGACUCCGCCUCCUCUGGUUGCUGUGGUGCCCUCCAACGCUGCACUCGCUGUGCCCCCCCACGCAGCAGUUGUCCCUGUCGUUGCCCCCUCUCCCUCGUCUUCCUCUCUUGGUAACCAGAGUAACCAAGCAGCGCCUCCCACCCGCGGUCUCCAGGCUCGGGUUCCUGGCAGCGGCAGACCACUCCCUGAUAAGCCGUCCCUCACCUCCUUCUCGCCAUCAUCCAAGUCUGCCGCCGCCCCCUCGUCUUCCACUUGUCGGCCUCCACCGCUCUUGGUCUCCCCCCUGACCUACCCGUGGCAGGGGGUGGAGCCUCAGACUCCUGCAGGAAGGGACGAUCCAGGUUUGGACUCCUCCUCCUCUUGAUCCCUCCAUCCUGUCAUCUCUCUGUCUGGGCUCUGGCUCCCACCCUCCUCUUCAUCACUGCACUCCUCCUCCUC